Molecule: messenger RNA, 1914 nt
Organism: Camellia sinensis
Lineage: Eukaryota; Viridiplantae; Streptophyta; Magnoliopsida; Ericales; Theaceae
Source: RefSeq, a predicted model, not a curated record
AUGGUGUUCUGGAAUGAGAGUACAGAUUGCUGCUCGUGGGCGGGGGUCACGUGCGACUGGUCGAAUGGUCAUGUGAUUGGACUUCACCUGAGUUGCAGCCACCUUCACGACACCAUCCAAGCCAACAACACCCUCUUCCACCAUUGUCACCUCCAAAGCCUCAAUCUUGCCUUCAAUGACUUCAAUUUCUCUACAAUUUCACCUGAUUUUGGCUCGUUUGCAAAAAAAAAUUUUCACCUUCCAAACCUACGAAAGAUCAACGUAUGGGCAAAUUGGGACCUCACAGGUAAACUUCCAUACUUCAAUGUGACUAGUUCCCUUCAGUUUCUUGAUCUCUCCGAGACAAGUUUUUUUGGCCAAUUGCCUAAUUCAAUCAGCAAUCUUAAAGCCCUGAAUAUUUUGUAUCUCUUUAACUGCAACUUUUCGGGGUCCAUUCCAGCUUCUCUUGGGAACCUUACACAAAUUACCAAUCUAGGCUUCGCGGAUAACAGUGUCGGCGGUCAAAUCCCCUCAUCAAUUUCAAACCUUGUAAAGCUUAAUGGCUUGUAUCUUGACGGAAACAAUUUUAAUGGACAAAUACCGGAUUCCCUUGGCAACAUGAGCCAACUUACUGACUUGUUUCUUUCUAGAAAUCAGCUAACUGGUACAGUACCAUCUUUGUUGUUUGCUCUGCCUUCACUGGUUGUUAUAAAUUUGAGUAACAAUAACUUAAGUGGUGUAGUGGAGCUAGAUAAGCUGCUUAAUCUAAAAUAUUUGUCCUAUUUUGAUCUCUCAUAUAAUGCUUCUUACAACUUGAGCGAAUUCCCAAACUUCUUGAGAGAACAAACUAGAUUGCGUUCUCUAGACCUUUCAACCAACAAAAUUCAUGGUGAAGUUCCAAAAUGGUUAUUCAAUGUGGGGAAAGAUUCAUUGCAAAAUUUAAAUCUUUCUCAUAAUUUCCUUAUAAGUUUAGAGCAUCUUCCAUGGAAGAAUCUAUGGUAUAUUGACCUGCACUCCAACUUACUCCAAGGACCACUCCCUGUUCCACCUAACACCACAAUUGUUUUCUCUAUCUCAAACAAUAAACUGAGCGGGGAAAUCCCCCCAUUGAUUUGCAGUCUGAGUUCACUUCUAGUUCUUGAUUUGUCUAAUAACAGUUUGAGUGGCUUAAUUCCACAAUGUUUGGGAAACUUGAGCAACAGUCUCUCAGUGCUGAAUUUAGGGAUCAAUAGCUUUUCUGGCACCUUUACUACAACAUUUACCAAAGGCAAUUUGCUAAGGAAUCUUAACUUAAAUGGCAACCAAAUUGAAGGACAAGUUCCACGAUCUUUGCUCAAUUGCACCUUCAAGACCAAGAGCAAUCAUCCAUUCCCUAAGUUGAGAAUUAUCGACAUAUCUUACAAUGAGUUCACUGGGCUUUUGCCAACAAACUAUAUCGAACAAUUUGAAGCUAUGACGAAUGUGGAUGAACAUGAAUUGAAAUUGAAAUACAUGGGUGAAUACUAUUAUCAAGAUUCUGUGGUGGUAAUGAUGAAAGGAUAUGAAAUUGAAUAUUCAAGAAUCUUAACGGUCUUCUCAAUCAUUGAUUUAUCAAACAACCAACUAGUGGGACGAAUUCCUCAAGGGAACCAAUUUAAUACAUUUGGGAAUGAUUCAUACAAUGGGAACUUGGCCUUAUGUGGGUUCCCCUUAUCAAAGAUAUGUGAGGAACAACAGCCAUUGUCACCUUCACCAACACUACAACAUGAUGAAAAUUCAGAUUGGGAAAGCGGGUUUAACUGGAAAGUUGUUGUGAUGGGGUAUGGAUGCGGCUUUGUAUUUGGAAUGGUUAUGGGAUAUCUUAUGUUUGUAACUCGAAGUCCAAAAUGCCUAAUGAAAAUUAUUGAAGGAAAACAAUAUAAGAAGAUGAAAAGGUCCAAGAAGAGUGCCCACUGA